AUGAUCUCAGCAGCACUCAGAUUCAGCACCUUUGGUAGAAUUCAAUCGAGAUCUUUAACCAAAUUGGCAGGUAGAUCUACAAAUUCAAAUGUUCCCUUGAAAUUUCCAAGGUUUAAUCAAACCAGAUCCAUGUUCAUUCAAACUGAAUCCACUCCCAAUGAGGAUAGUUUGAAAUUCAUUCCAGGAGUUCCUGUCAUGUCCAACAACGGCACCGCUGAAUUUACCGAAGCUAAAUCUUCAAUUGGUUCCCCCUUAGCAAUCAGAUUAUUCGGUAUUGAUGACGUUAGAUCGGUUUUCUACGGUCCUGACUUCGUCACCAUCUCAAAACACCAAGAAUCUAAAUGGAACCUUCUUAAACCCGAAAUAUACUCCAUCUUGAUGGAGCACUUCUCAUCUAAAGCUCCUUUAUUUAGAGACGCCGCCGCUGAAGAAGCUGCUGGCCCUCAAGAUACUAAAAUUCUCGACACAGACACUGAAAUUGUUGCAAUGAUUAAAGAACUCUUAGACACUCGUAUAAGACCUGCCAUCAUGGAAGAUGGUGGUGAUAUCGAAUAUAGAGGCUUCGAUGAGGUCUCUGGUAUGGUCAAACUUAAACUCAAAGGUAGCUGUAGAGGUUGCUCUUCUUCCUCCGUCACCCUUAAAUCAGGUAUCGAAAGAAUGUUAAUGCAUUACAUUCCUGAAGUCAAAACGGUUGAACAAGUUUUAGACCAAGAAGAAGAAAUCGCUCUCAAUGAAUUCUCAAAGUUGGAGCAACGCCUUGAGGAGAAGGAGAAUGACAAGAAGGAUAACAAACAAGAUCUCAGUCAAUACAUGUCUGUAUAA
Messenger RNA from Wallemia ichthyophaga EXF-994, 822 nucleotides. Its product is annotated as NifU-like protein. Gene Ontology annotation, molecular function: iron-sulfur cluster binding; iron ion binding. NCBI's taxonomy places the organism in Eukaryota, Fungi, Basidiomycota, Wallemiomycetes, Wallemiales, Wallemiaceae. The transcript has 2 exons. The record is from RefSeq and is a predicted model, not a curated record. Gene Ontology annotation, cellular component: mitochondrion. The coding region runs from base 1 to 822 and encodes 273 amino acids. Gene Ontology annotation, biological process: iron-sulfur cluster assembly.